GCGCCAGCCUGACCACGCGAAUCCUCAGCUUCCUACACAAUUUCUAAAUCGCCCAGCAAUAUAUCCGUAGAAAGUGUCAUUUCAUCGUGUCAUGGUAGCCGGGAAGAGCAAGAAAUGGUGGGUUUGGUGGAUCAUUAUUCCCAGCUGUUUUGCGUCUUGGAUGAAGUACAUCGAAGAGUAUGAUCCAAUCAAUGUGGCAAGGUGCGAUGCCAAGUGCGAUGGAUACUCACCAAUUGAUGAGUGUAUGAACAAUUGCUUGGCUCAGAAUUAUACAAAACCCGGGAAUUGUCCUGAGGAAAAUUCAAUGUCUCCGUUCGAAGCUGCCUGCUUGGAGGCAUGCGGAGAUGACUCGCAAUGCCCGGAUUUCACAAAGUGCUGCACUAAUGACUGCGGAGUCACUUGCAUGAUGCCGACGGGGUUAGAGGAGCGCGAUGAUAUACCGCCGAUACCAGACAACAUAGAGAUUCGUCGCGAAAAAACGACGAUGGUAACCCUCAACUGGACGACUAGCAAGAGAAGUGUGAAAAUGACAAAAUUCAAACAAGAUUUAAUAAAUGAUGAACAAUCGAGUAUCAGAUAUCUCGUUGAAGAACGUCACGUACUUGGGCCACGUUACUUGGAAUCGCGACUGAGUUCGUGGUCUGUGCGUCACGUUUCCAGCAAGCCACACGCGUCGAUUCGUGUUGGACUCAAAACUGGCCAUUGGUACCAAUUUAGAGUGGCUGCGGUUAAUGAGAAUGGCUCGGGAGGAUACUCAUUACCAUCUGUGCCCUUUAAGACUGCAGCCCCAAAAAAUCCACGAGAGCCCCGGAAUUUAUCGCUGAGUGGUGCACGUGUCCAGCCAUCAAAUGGAAACUUGAGAAUUCUGUUGCGGUGGAGGCAACCAUCGUCCGAUGUACCAAUCAUGUUCUACAAGCUCUUUUGGAGUCGUUUCAUACGCGGACCACCUAAUGACUCAAUUCUCGUUCAUCACCAGAGUGUUCCGAAGGAGAAAAAUUGUUACGAAAUAAAAAAUUUGGAGAUCGGCUUUCAAUACUUCCUCCAAGUCCAAGCGAUAUCCCUGUACGGAGAUCGUCGACUGGCAUCCCGUAAGGCGUCGAUAGUCUUCAACAGCACGGAUUACGAGAAAUACGCCGAGCCGGGGCGAAACGGAAGGUGUGAGCGGCACCAUGUGGAUCUGCGUGUGCGUCGAUUGAUCUGCCGGUGCGCCAAUGACAUCGAGGUGCGACUGGUGUGGCCCUUGGAUAGCCAUGCGUCCAAUUAUAACGUCAGUUGGACGGAGGAGAGUUGUCAAUCAUUGGAAAAAUCGAAGGACUCGAAGUUCAAUAAUCGAAAUCGAUACUUCGGCAUUGCACAAAAAACUCGAUACGACAUAAAAGGCCUCGAAAGAAACUGCACGUACAGCGUUCAAGUCCAGAGUAUAAGCAACGCUGGCAACAAAAAAAAACCCGCGCCCCAAGAACGAAAAUUAACAAUCGAAUUCGUGACAAACGAUUGUCAAAAUCGCCAGACUCGCCGCAAUGAUCGAGGAACAUCAAGGUGUAAAAGAAGAAAAGCCAGAUUAAAGAGACGUGAGAAUGUAUAUUUUUGAAGGAACCUAAAUUUAAAAAAAAUUAAACUCACUGUAAAUUUCAAUGGUAUCAAUCCUCAGUGAAUAAUGAUUCAUCUUAUAAUAAAACGUUGAAGUUUUCUCAUG
Diachasma alloeum is the source of this 1696-nucleotide messenger RNA. It is a transcript of the gene Kal1, whose product is annotated as anosmin-1. Gene Ontology annotation, cellular component: extracellular region; cell surface. NCBI's taxonomy places the organism in Eukaryota, Metazoa, Arthropoda, Insecta, Hymenoptera, Braconidae. Gene Ontology annotation, biological process: neuron differentiation. The coding region runs from base 92 to 1591 and encodes 499 amino acids. The record is from RefSeq and is a predicted model, not a curated record. Gene Ontology annotation, molecular function: protein binding; peptidase inhibitor activity. The transcript has 8 exons.